AUGCAGUCGCAGUAUGCUCCUUUCGCCCAACUUCCGCCGCCAGCUGGACUUGUAGGCACUCGUUCCGAGCCCGUGGUUCUGCCGGCAGCCCUCAGUGACUCGAAGGCUUCCGCGGAGCAGGACGCGCAAAAGAUCUUCAAGCUGGCUCGGGAAGUGGUAACGGAUCACGACAAGUGGUUAUCCACGUUGAGGGAGGAGGAGGCAAAUCGGAAGGAGCGGAAGGAUCUCCUGCGGGUCGUUGCGCAAACCUCUGGGCCUGUUGAAGCAACUCUGAACUUUGAGAUGCCGAAUGGUGCGCAGGCGACAGAGAAGUUGAACGUCGAAGCCACCACCGCGUUUGAGCUCUACACCAAGGCGUACGAGCUCCUGGUCAACAAAGACACCCUGUGGAAAAUUACGGUUUCUGGCCCUACAGCUGGCUCGGCAUCGCCGAUCUCUGUACAAGUCAAAGAGGCAAUGUAUGGGCAGAGCUUGGCCAGCCUUGGGCUGAAAGCAGGCUGCAGUUACGCAGUGAAAAUUGUACAGUGA
Messenger RNA from Symbiodinium pilosum, 528 nucleotides. The record is from the annotation of a GenBank genome assembly. NCBI's taxonomy places the organism in Eukaryota, Dinophyceae, Suessiales, Symbiodiniaceae.